UCGCCCCUCUCUCUCUCUCUCGCCGCCAUCGCGAUAGCCUCCUGCUUCAGCCGCUAACGGGUCUGCGCGCAUCUCUUCCUCCGAAGCCCCCUUUGUUGAUUAUUCCGAAAUGGCAUCAGACGAAGGAAAGCUCUUCAUUGGAGGGCUCAGUUUUGACACCAAUGAGCAGAAUCUGGAGCAGUUGUUCUCUCCCUAUGGAGACAUUGCAGAAGUGGUUGUCGUGAAAGACCGGGAAACCCAGCGGUCCAGGGGCUUUGGCUUCAUCACCUAUUGCCGUCCCGAGGAUGCCAAGGAUGCCAUGAGAGCCAUGAAUGGAGAGUCUGUGGAUGGCCGUCAGAUCCGGGUUGACCAGGCUGGGAAAUCAUCCCGUGGCUCUUCUGGAGGCAGAGGACGUGGACGUGGAUUCUCUAGAGGAGGUGGAGGAUACGGAGGUGGCCGUUACGACAACAGGAGCGGCGGUUAUGGUGGAUCAAGAGACUACUAUGGCAGCAGGAAUCAGGGAGGCUAUGGAGACCGUUACUCUGGGAGCUCCUACAGAGACAACUACGAUAACUAGCUUACACCGAGCAUAAAUCCUUCCUGAAUCAAGAUCGUCCUUCCAAUGGCCGUAUUUAUAAAGAUUUUUGGAGCUUCGCUGAAUCUUGUUUAGUUCUCUACCUGUAUUUUCUCUCUCUCUCCCCCCGCCCUUCCCCUUUUUUGUAGUCUUAUCACAUGCAGCCCAACAGCUUCUGCUACAAGAUGGCCUGUUAGAGCUUUCUGGAGGAAAAAAUGUUUUAAUUUGCCUUUUUUUUUUUCCUUUUUUCCUUUUUUUUUACAGGUGUGUUUCAGCAUUUUUUAAAAUAACUUUUAUUGGUUGGUUUUUUUUUCUCCCCCUCCACUCCCCCAGAUUUCUUUUAACGAGCUAAGAUUGGGGCUCCAGCCUAAGUUUUGCCUAUAAUUUUCCCCACCCCCCCCCCCCCCCCCCC
Gekko japonicus is the source of this 965-nucleotide messenger RNA. RefSeq names its product cold-inducible RNA-binding protein-like. Gene Ontology annotation, biological process: positive regulation of mRNA splicing, via spliceosome. The coding region runs from base 110 to 556 and encodes 148 amino acids. NCBI's taxonomy places the organism in Eukaryota, Metazoa, Chordata, Lepidosauria, Squamata, Gekkonidae. Gene Ontology annotation, cellular component: spliceosomal complex. The transcript has 7 exons. The record is from RefSeq and is a predicted model, not a curated record. Gene Ontology annotation, molecular function: RNA binding.